Messenger RNA from Ilyonectria robusta, 879 nucleotides. Its product is annotated as putative methyltransferase-domain-containing protein. Bases 1 to 879 code for a protein of 292 amino acids. Gene Ontology annotation, cellular component: nucleolus. Lineage: Eukaryota; Fungi; Ascomycota; Sordariomycetes; Hypocreales; Nectriaceae. The transcript has a single exon. The record is from RefSeq and is a predicted model, not a curated record. Gene Ontology annotation, molecular function: rRNA (adenine) methyltransferase activity.
AUGGUUUCCAAGAAACCAACAAGGCUAAAGAGCCUUUCCAGUGGCCGCCCACCAACGGUGAAAGCAUCUCGGUCCAUGUCCCGUAAGGCAAGCCGAACACUCAUCAACACUCACCACCAACUUGACAAGCAGCGCCGACAGGCCGCAUCCAAGGGCGAUAAGGGGACCGAGGCACGCAUCACUGCAGAAAUCGAAAAGUUGGGCGGAAUUGAUCACUAUCAAAAGGCGAGCUUACAGGGCCAGAGUCUUGACCGUGGUGGCGACACAUCCAAGGUGCUACUCGAGUGGCUUCCCGUCGCUGACUUGAAGAAGCAUGGGCAACCUCUCAAGAUGCUCGAGGUCGGUUCUCUAAGUACUCGGAAUGCAUGUUCGACCAGCGGCAUCUUCGACAUGCAGCACAUCGAUCUAAACAGCCAGGAACCCGGUAUCAAGCAGCAAGAUUUCAUGGAUCGGCCACUGCCCAAGGAUGAUUCCGAGACGUUUGACAUCAUAUCACUCAGCCUAGUCCUCAAUUUUGUGCCCGAAGCCGAUGGGCGCGGUCAGAUGCUUUUGCGGACGCUUUCCUUUCUCCGCAAAGAAUCAGACACGCCAGUGGGAACCGCCAAGGACCUAUUCCCUUCACUAUUUGUGGUUCUUCCUCGGAGCUGCGUGGACAACUCACGGUACUUUACGGACGCCAGGUUUAAUGAACUCAUGACGAUCCUUGGGUAUGCCCGAUUGCAGACUAAGAUGACUCAGAAGCUCGCAUACUCACUGUGGAGGAGGGUGGGUUCUACGCGCACCAGGAUGCCGAGUUUUACGAAGAAGGAGAUCAACCCAGGAAGAACACGAAACAAUUUCGUCAUGACCAUGAAGGGUUCGGCGGUUCGGCCGGAAUAG